Molecule: messenger RNA, 3885 nt
Organism: Myodes glareolus (Bank vole)
Lineage: Eukaryota; Metazoa; Chordata; Mammalia; Rodentia; Cricetidae
Gene: C9orf72
Product: C9orf72-SMCR8 complex subunit
Biological process (GO): autophagy; endocytosis
Cellular component (GO): endosome; autophagosome
Molecular function (GO): guanyl-nucleotide exchange factor activity
Source: RefSeq, a predicted model, not a curated record
CACACCACAGAUAGUAUAUAGUUUCUUCUUCCAGAGCAAUGUGUUUGAAAGACGAUCCAUAUGUGGCACCCUGGCUCCUGCUUACCUGUGAGCUGGUUUGCGCUUCUGUCUGUCUGCUCUCUGUGUUCUGAAUAACUGAAACUCCUCUACUUUCACGACUUAGUUUAACCGCCUAGAAGCCCUUCACAUUGCUCUCCUGCCUCCUGAAUUAACGUCUUUGUGUGUGCUCGUCUGCCUGUGUCGGUGUCAUUGUCAGUGCAGUACUGGGCUUCCGUCCCUUCGUAGCCAGAGCUCAUCGGCAGUGACAGAGCCGUUUGCUCUGCUGCUGCUGUUCUGAUCUUCCGUCUUUUUAGCUGUUUUAUGGUAUUUCUACAGUCAUGGUUUAUAAUUACUUUUCUAAGAACACUAUAGCAAAAAUACAAACUAGGGGACUCAAAAGAGCCGGGGUUUGUUGUCUCAUAGUUCCAUAAACUCUAAGCUUAAUGCCAGUGUUAAAUGAUUGUCAGCAACAUGAUCCUCUGAAGGCUUCAGGGAGACCCCUUGUUUCUUCCACAUCUAGUGGUGACCGGUAAUCCACAGUACUCUUGCCUUCCAGACUCAACAUUCCAGUUCCUGCCCUUUGCCUUCAUGCAGCUGGCCUGCUUUGCUUUGGCUGGUCCCUCUCCCUCUCCCUCUGCCGCUCUCAGCUCUCGCUCUCCUUCCCGCUCUCUCUUCUUAAGCCCAGCAGCCAUGGAGUAGAACCCAUUCUGCUCCAGUGUGGACCAUCUUGAUCUAACUGGACCUGUUUGCAACUUUUGUGAGCAUUUGGAGAAUGUGAGAGCUGGGAUGCAGGGAUGUCGACUAUCUGCCCACCACCAUCUCCCGCUGUUGCCAAGACAGAGAUUGCUUUGCGUGGUGAAUCCCCAUUGCUGGCAGCUACCUUUGCUUACUGGGAUAACAUUCUUGGUCCUAGAGUAAGACACAUUUGGGCUCCAAAGACAGAACAGGUACUUCUCAGUGAUGGAGAAAUAACUUUUCUCGCCAACCACACUCUAAAUGGAGAAAUUCUUCGAAAUGCAGAGAGCGGGGCUAUCGACGUAAAGUUUUUUGUCUUAUCUGAGAAAGGAGUGAUUAUUGUUUCAUUAAUCUUUGACGGCAACUGGAACGGAGACCGGAGCACUUACGGACUGUCGAUUAUCCUUCCGCAGACAGAGCUUAGUUUCUACCUCCCACUCCACAGAGUGUGUGUUGACAGGUUAACACACAUCAUUCGGAAAGGAAGGAUAUGGAUGCACAAGGAAAGACAAGAAAAUGUCCAGAAAAUUGUGUUGGAAGGCACAGAAAGAAUGGAAGACCAGGGUCAGAGUGUCAUUCCCAUGCUCACUGGGGAGGUCGUCCCUGUGAUGGAGCUGCUCGCGUCUAUGAAGUCACACAGUGUUCCCGAGGAAAUAGAUAUAGCCGAUACAGUGCUCAAUGACGACGACAUUGGUGACAGCUGUCAUGAAGGCUUUCUGCUCAAUGCCAUCAGCUCCCAUCUGCAGACCUGUGGCUGCUCUGUCGUCGUAGGCAGCAGUGCAGAGAAAGUAAAUAAGAUAGUGAGAACGUUGUGCCUUUUUCUGACUCCAGCGGAGAGAAAAUGUUCCAGACUAUGUGAAGCAGACUCUUCCUUUAAGUACGAAUCGGGACUCUUUGUCCAAGGCCUGCUAAAGGAUGCAACGGGAAGCUUUGUACUACCCUUCCGGCAAGUUAUGUAUGCCCCGUAUCCAACCACACAUAUUGAUGUGGAUGUCAAUACUGUCAAGCAGAUGCCACCGUGUCACGAACAUAUUUAUAAUCAGCGCAGAUACAUGAGAUCAGAGCUGACAGCCUUCUGGAGGGCAACUUCAGAAGAGGACAUGGCUCAGGACACCAUCAUCUACACGGAUGAGAGCUUCACCCCGGAUUUGAAUAUUUUCCAAGAUGUCUUACACAGAGAUACUCUAGUGAAAGCCUUCCUGGAUCAGGUCUUCCACCUGAAGCCUGGCCUGUCUCUCAGGAGCACCUUCCUUGCGCAGUUCCUGCUUGUUCUCCACAGGAAAGCCUUGACCCUAAUCAAGUACAUCGAGGACGACACGCAGAAGGGGAAAAAGCCCUUUAAGUCUCUUCGGAAUCUGAAGAUCGAUCUUGAUUUAACAGCAGAGGGCGAUCUUAACAUAAUAAUGGCUCUAGCAGAGAAAAUGAAGCCAGGCCUGCACUCGUUCAUCUUUGGGAGACCUUUCUACACUAGUGUACAAGAACGUGAUGUUCUAAUGACUUUUUAAGCUUGUGGUUUGCCGUGUCUGUCUCAUCACAGCCAGGCUUGCCAUUGCGGUAGCUCAGAUGUGUGAACACCCCUUCCUCCAGGGUCCCGCUCUGGGGAUGGUUACACUACACUUGUCACCAGAGGUCUGCACAGGGGCGUUAGGUGCAGCGUUACAGUGAAUGUCUCUUUUCCUAGAAUAGAUGUACUCUCUUAGGGACUUAUGUUUACGGUUAUCCUAAAUACUAUUGCUGUCUGUUAAAGAUAUGAAUGAUAGGGUAUAAACUUGAUAUAACUGCUGUUGUUUUUGAAACUUGUGACUCGUGGUUUACGUGUAUCACAGUGAAACCCUCGUUAACUUUUACAGACACAGUGCAAGUUGACUUUCUGUCCCUCAGUGUCCCCUCAUGUGUAGGAUUACAUGCUUCUGCAACAACUGAAAAUUAGAGCCUUGGAAGUUUUCAGUUCCACAGAGAGGAGCUUAGCUUGACUACAGGUUAGUUUUGGAAGAAGGCGUUGAUAAAGCAGAGCUUUGAGUGAAAUCCAGUAUUAGACCUUCUUUCAUAGACUUAGUCCUUCAGAUGUAGUCUGUAGAGAAAUGUCACACAGUCAUGUGUGCUCACCGACUAUCGUGAACCGUGGUGUGCUUUUUGUUGGUUUAUUGUUGUAAUUCUGUCAAAGGAAGUGACAUUUUGGUUUUGUAACUGUUGCCAACAGUUUAAAGUUAAUUUUCAUUAUUUUUGAGCCAAAUUAAAAUGUGCACCUCCUGUGCCUUUCCCAGUCUUAGAAAUAUAAUUUCUUGGCAGAGGGUCAGAUUUCACUGCUCAGUUGUCUCCAUCUGACCACCCUGUGCACAGUCUACCAUGUGCCUGGCUUAGGAGUCCCUGUAAAAUCCGUCAGAGAAUGCGUUUGCUGUAAGAUCUUCCCUCGAGAUCAGGAAAGCUUCUCUCCUUGUUCCUUCCGUUUUCCGUCUGUAUUCUGUGGUUUUUGCCAUGUUGCCUGCACCACAAGAGCAGAGGAGAAAUUUGACCCCAGUGCUAUUUUUCUAGGUGCUAUUAUGGCAAACUCAGUGGUCUCUUUUUGUUCCUGUAAUGUUUGACCAUCUUGCUGGCUGUGAAAUGCUGAUUAGCAGAGCACUGUGCUCAAGCAGUGUUAGCAUAGACGUUAGAAUAAACACAAAUACAUAUCUUAUUGAAAACUGUGGACUUAACGUAAAAGGGAGAAUAUAUUUAUUUUUUACAAAAGGGAUGGCAAUAGAGUCCUUUCCCCACCCACCAAAUUCAUCAAGAAAAAAAAAGUUCUACUCUGAAAGGUCAGAGUGGUUUUGACAUUACAAGUCAGAAAAGUGUAGACAUCUCAAUUUUUAAACGCACACUGACCAGGCUGGCUUAUGAACUCCAAGCCACUCAGUUGUGGUGAAGUGUAUAGAUCCCACCAUUUAGUGUCCCGCACUCACUGCUGCACACAGGAGUCUUAUUUAAGUGCUCAUGGUUUUCUUUCACGGGUUUACUGUGUUGUUACAGAGAAUGUAAGUUGUACAGUGAAAUAAGUUAUUGAAGCAUGUGUAAACACUGUUAUAUAUCCUCUCUCCUAGAUGGGGAAUUUUGAAUAAAAUACUUUGGAAAUUC